UUUCUCAUUGAGUCAUUCCAUCAUUGUCAUAAUGUCCCUCACCGCAUAGACCGUCGGAGUGACGUAGGGUGACCCGAAUUCCGAGAAACGACCAGUCAGUCAGACAGCCAAGUCAGUCAACUGAUCUCGUUGGUCAGACGAAUUGUUCACCAGAGCAAAAUAAUCUACGAAACCCCGGUUUGAGAAAGAUAUUUGCGAGUUGUUAUAUAUCUUAGGCCGGCCGAUUGAUUGUCGAAAAAACUAUAAGCCGACAACACCCCUUAUCGGUGGAACUCGUUCUUAUCGUGUCGGCGCUUUCUCACCGUCUUUGUGUUUGCGAGUCGGAUUAUACGAGGUGAACUGGAAACAGAAGCAGAAUGACCGGCUCGUAUGGCCAGGCAGACUCAUCUAUUGACAAGCGAGAUUUCGAUACCAAUCGGCCGCUCCUUCAGGAUGCAGAUCUUGGCGUGGAGGGAGAAGAUGGGGCACCGCGCCCCGGACUCGACCAGAGGAUCUCUGGGGAAAGUAGUGACGGUCUCUUGAGUAAUGUGGUGGAAGAGAUUGUUGAGAGAGACCGAAAGAAGAUGGCCAAGGAAGUGGUGCGAGUGUGCAGUUUUAUCUGGGGCGUGAUUAGCUGCUUGGGUGCUGGAAGUAUCACUGCCUUUUCACUCUACGGACCCCUGUUUCUCACCCGUCUUCAUUAUACUCAGCUCCGGGUCAAUGCCGUUUCCAUUGCAGCUGAGAUCUCUAUGUAUCUCCCUGUGCCAUUGUUUGGAUAUCUGUGCGAUCGUUACUCGCCAUCUCCUCUGGCUUUACUCUCCGGAAUUCUUUUUGGAGGAGGCUAUCUUCUGGCUGCAUUUACCUACAAGAGUGGACCACCUCCCGACGCUGGUGGAUCGGGAUGGUCUUUCGGGGUAAUGAUCGUGGCAUUUAUUUUGAUUGGAACAGCAACCAGCUGUCUGUAUUUGGCUGCAGUAGCGACCUGCGCAAAGAACUUCGGUAGGGGCAAGCACAAGGGUAUUAUGCUUGCCAUACCUAUUGCAGGAUUUGGACUCAGUGGUAUGUGGCAGAGUCAGGUGGGGACAUACUUCCUUUUCGAACGCUUGGAAGAUGGCAGUCGAGGAGACCUUGACGUGUUCCGCUACUUCUUAUUCCUAGCUUUGCUGCUUAUAAGCAUUGGCUUUAUUGGGGUAUUUGGACUCAGGAUUGUGGACGAGGAAGAGGAAAAGUAUAUUGAUGAGGCAGUAGAAGAGCUUGAGCGCAGCGGUUUGCUUGAGCAGAGCGAAUUCUUCCGGUCAAGAAGCGAAGUCAGAGCUGCGUAUGGUACAUUUUCUGACCAGACUGAUGGAGCGGUGGAUGGCGAUGAGCAAACACGAACCUUGUCUGAAGAGGAGCGUGAUAAAAGACGACGCGAGAAGGAAAGAGAAGAGGAGGAGAAUAGAAAGAAAAACUGGCUGCUGAACUACGAAACAAGACUGUUUCUCAAAGAUCAGACUAUGUGGUGGCUCGCACUGGGCUUCUUCCUGGUUACCGGCCCGGGAGAAGCGUAUAUCAACAAUCUGGGUACUAUCAUCCAAACAUUAACACCAAAGUCGUAUCCACCCAAUGCUCCAGCACCGGCUGGUCUAUCGUCCACCCAUGUCACUACGGUUGCACUUACCUCGACCAUCGCCCGUCUUCUCACGGGAUCACUUUCCGACUUUUUUGCACCCCGAGCAAACCAUCUUUUCCCAGGUAGCCUGGAACACGGCCGCUCCUCGUCACCUUCCGCUCAAGAAAACCGUACCACACUCUCCCGUAUGAUGUUCCUCCUACCUUCCGCACUUCUUCUUGCCCUUGGAUACCUUCUCCUUUCAUCGCCCCUGCCACUCCGCCACCCCGAGCUGUCACACAUUUCCACAGCCUUAAUCGGAUUUGGCUAUGGAAGCUCCUUCUCCCUCGUCCCGAUCAUCAUAUCUGUUGUUUGGGGAGUGGAGAACUUCGCUACAAACUGGGGGAUCGUCGCUAUGGUUCCUGCCGGUGGCGCCGCCGUCUGGGGGCUCAUUUACUCCCGCGGCUACCAGAUCGCCACUGAUAACGGUAAUGGUGCUGCUGAUGGACAAUGCCAUGGCUGGAAGUGUUAUGGCUUCUGGGCUGUGGGAUGCACGGCCAGCGUGUUUGUCGCUAUCGUGGCAUGGAUAAUCGCUUGGCGAUCGUGGAGAAAGAGAGGUGUUGUUGUCUAAGCCUUCUUUCAAUUGAAUAACCAGGACAUAAGACUUUUACUUGGAUAUCUAUUCUGCACAUAUUGCUAUAUAGACGUGGAGCGUUUCGGGCAUAUCGUGGUUUUGAAUGACAUAUUCAUAACAGGACAACUGCGCGAUUAGAUGUCAUGGUGAUUUGACUAUCUGUAUAAAAUUUCCACCUCAGUUGUGAUGCAUCAGAAUGAUUAUAUUUUUUGGAAUAGCACUGCAUGAUUUUGAAAAGAAUAUUGGCCUAGAUCAGCAGUAUAAUGAAAUGAUCAGACUUGAGCCA
This is a messenger RNA of Aspergillus wentii DTO 134E9, 2490 nucleotides long. RefSeq names its product MFS transporter. The transcript has 3 exons. Gene Ontology annotation, cellular component: membrane. Lineage: Eukaryota; Fungi; Ascomycota; Eurotiomycetes; Eurotiales; Aspergillaceae. Gene Ontology annotation, molecular function: transmembrane transporter activity. Gene Ontology annotation, biological process: transmembrane transport. The record is from RefSeq and is a predicted model, not a curated record. Bases 357 to 2201 code for a protein of 614 amino acids.